AUCACAGCAUCACCAAGCAACAAUACAAUCCACAGAGGAUUACCUCUCAACUCAACCACUUUUGCAAUAAUCUCAACUCAAUAAGAUUCAUUUAGUGUAUCAUCACUAAGAUUUGAUUUCGAAUUCGAUCGAAAAUUCAAUCACCUUUACAACAACAACAAAAAAAACUUUUACCUUUUCAAACACUUCUCAAUAUGUCUGCUGCUGCCGCCGCCGCCACCCGCACUGCAGCCACCGCUGUUCGCAGACCUUUUUCCUUCUACACGCAAGUCCGAUCAAUGGGUCGUGCAUUUGAGCACGCCCCGUACGAGAGAUUUGCGGCUACCAUGAAGCCUCAAAGGCCAGACUAUGCCAAGAACCUUACUUGGACUGCUGGCAAGGUUGUCACUUAUUUCCCCAUCUUUGGUGCCAUGCUUGGCUGGCCCGUCCUCUGCAAAUGGGCUUUGGACGGACAGAUCGGCCGCCUGUAAGAGAUUCAUAAGGGCGACGGUAUAGAGUGGGACAGCAAAAGACAUAGAGAUGUCCAUCUUUCGACUGUAUAUAUACACUUCAGGCGUUUGGGUGGACUUUGGGUGCGAAGCAUAAUUCGGCGCAACACAGAAUAAUUCAAUUUGAUUCCUUUUGUUAAUUCAUUCAAACGCGUGCUUAC
This is a messenger RNA of Trichoderma virens Gv29-8, 649 nucleotides long. RefSeq lists its product as uncharacterized. The record is from RefSeq and is a predicted model, not a curated record. NCBI's taxonomy places the organism in Eukaryota, Fungi, Ascomycota, Sordariomycetes, Hypocreales, Hypocreaceae. The transcript has 2 exons. Bases 195 to 470 code for a protein of 91 amino acids.